UAGGAGAUCCUCCCUCAGCCUUCUCCUCCGUCUAUACAUCUUCCGCCGCCGCCUACACUUUAACUUCUGCCGACCGCCGCUUCUGCCGACCGCCUGUUUACCUUUCUUCCGCCGCCCACCUUACCGCCGCGACUUCCCCACCUGCGACGUUUCCUGGUGAUCGCCUCGCCCAAGCUUUCUUCACGAUGACCGACGCUCGAAACGAAGAGGCAGCUUCAGCAGUUAUUGAUUCUGUUCAUUUUAGUUUUUACACCCCAGAAGAGGUACGUAGGUUAAGUGUCAAAAAGAUCACCAAUGAAUAUCUCCUUGAUGCGAAGAAUAGUCCUAUUCCAGAUGGAUUAUAUGAUCCUGCAAUGGGUCCACUUAAUGAUACUGACCCUUGCAAGUCCUGUGGGCAGCUUUCUGUUCGUUGCCCAGGUCACUGUGGUCAUAUUGACCUUGCAAAACCAAUUUAUAACCCAUUACUAUUCAAGAUCCUCCAGAACCUACUUCAAGUCACCUGCUUCUUUUGUCAUAAGUUCAGAAAAAAUGAAGACAAGGUAAAGCACUGCGUUGAACAAUUGCGUCUUAUUGUGAAAGGUGACAUUGCUGGGGCUAGAAAUUUGGAAGCCCACUCAUCAAGUGAGGCAUUUUUUUCCCAAGAAGAAAGUGCAGAAUCUGUAACAUCAGUUGCAUCAGAUAUUGAAGUAGCAAGUUCAGAGCAUAAAACCUGGACAUCACUUCAACAUUCCGAGUCUCGUGCUGUUUUAUAUAACUUUAUGAGUGAUAAGCGAAAAAAUUGUGAUAAUUGUGGUAGAAAGAAUCCAUCCAUCACCAGUCCUGUUUUUGGUUGGUUCAACAAGGGACUACGAGCUUCUGAUAUAAAAGCCAAUAUUCUAUUGGGGUACAAUGUGGGUCCAACAUCCAGUGAGUCAAAAAAUUCAACUGUUACUCAUUCAAGGGGAGAGAGUGGCUCUGAAAUGGCUGAUGAACUUUCUUCACUGGAACAAAAAACAAAAGAAAAAAUCAAAUUAGAUGAUUUGCCUCCUGAAGUCAUCAAGCUGAUGCAAUCUUCUGGACCAAAGCAUUUGCUGCCUUCUGAGGUAGAACUUAUUUUAAAAGAUCUGUGGAAAAAUGAGGCUGAUCUCUGCCUACUAAUGUUAGACCUUCAAUGUCGAAGCCAGAGUCCCAUGGAGAGGGGCUAUGAGAUUUUUUUCCUGAAGGCUAUUCUUGUACCACCAAACAAGUUCCGUCCUGCUGCCGCCAGUACUGCUCGUGGGGUAAUGGAACAUCCUCAAAAUACUUUGCUGAACAAAGUCCAACAAGCUAACAUUGCUUUAAAGAGUUGCACUGGUGAUUCUAAUAAUACUGAUAUUUUGCGGAGGUGGAUGGAUCUUCAAAGAAGUGUGAACGUGUUGUAUGAUAGUACCAAGGGUUUAGGGAAAAGCGAAAAAGAAUCUAAUGGUAUACGCCAAUUGUUGGAAAAAAAGUCAGGUAUCCUACGACAGAAAAUGAUGGGGAAGAGAGUGAAUUUUGCAUGUCGUUCUGUCAUAUCUCCUGAUCCAUACUUAGCUGUCAAUGAAAUUGGCAUUCCUCCUUACUUCGCAUUGAGAUUGACAUAUCCCGAGCGAGUGACACCUUGGAAUGUUAAAAAGCUGCGGCUUGCUGUAAUGAAUGGUGCCGAUAUUCAUCCUGGAGCUACACACUACAAGGACAGGGAUAGAAUGUACAAGCUGCAAGCAAGCAAAGAUAUGCGCAAUGUGAUCUCAAGGAAAUUGCCAACAUCAAGAGCUGUCACUGCCCAACAUGGAAUGGGUCCAGAAUCAGAUUUUGAAGGCAAGGUUGUCUAUCGCCAUUUACAAGAUGGAGACAUUGUGCUUGUUAACCGACAGCCUACCCUUCAUAAACCGAGUAUGAUGGCUCAUGUCGUUCGUGUGUUGAAAGGGGAGAAGACAAUUCGUAUGCACUAUGCAAAUUGCAGCACCUACAAUGCGGAUUUUGAUGGUGAUGAAAUGAAUGUACACCUCCCACAAGAUGAAAUUUCACGUUCUGAAGCUCUUAACAUUGCUAAUGCAAACAAACAAUAUAUUGUUCCCACAAGUGGAUCCCCUAUUAGAGGACUUAUUCAGGAUCAUAUUGUGAGUGCUGUCCUGUUGACAAAGUUAGACACUUUUUUAACCCGCGAAGAGUAUCAUCAACUUAUAUAUGUUUCUUGUAUGCCUCCUACAUCAUAUGCUCAAAAUAGAUAUGGUGAAAAGGCUUCUCUCUCAUGGUCUGAGAAUGAGAUUCAGCCUCUUCCUCCUGCUAUAUGGAAACCAAUACCAUUGUGGACAGGAAAACAGGUUAUUACUGCAAUCCUUAACUAUGUCACACGAGGUUGCCUUCCUUUUACUAUUGAAAAGAAAGGAAGAAUACAAAAAGAGUAUAUUGGGAAUGAUAGUGCUCAACUUGUUUUGCAUAUUUACAAUAAUGAGCUAAUACACGGAAUGAUCGAUAAGGCUCAAUUUGGAACAUAUGGUUUAGUUCAUGCAGUCCAUGAACUUUAUGGUCCAGAUGUUGCAGGAACUCUGCUUUCUGUAUUUAGCCGAUUAUUUACUUCCUUUCUUCAGAUGCAUGGGUUCACUUGUGGAGUAGACGACCUUUUACUUAAAAGGAGUUCAGACAUGGAAAGGGAUAGGAUAUUAGAAAAAAGCGAAAUGUUAAGUGAAGAAGUCCAUAGGCGCUUUACGAGAAUGAAAGAUGAUGAUAAAGAUCCUAUGAAGUUGCAAGGUGAGAUUGAAAAAGUUCUACGUGGUCAUGGAGAAUCAGCAACUGCUCUUUUGGAUAGGAUGAUGUCAAAUGCCAUGAAUAGUCUGACUUCCGAGAUAAAUCAGACCCUCUUUCCUAGUGGACUGUCAAAGUCAUUUUUAACGAACUGUCUCUCUCUUAUGACAGCCACUGGAGCAAAAGGUGGUCUGGUCAAUAUGACACAAAUAUCUUCUUUGUUGGGCCAACAAGAAUUGGAAGGGAAACGGGUGCCACGUAUGGUAUCUGGUAAAACUUUACCUUGCUUUCCUCCUUGGGAUGUUUCAAGCCGAUCUGGAGGCUUCAUUAGCGAUCGUUUUUUGACUGGUCUACGACCCCAAGAAUACUAUUUCCACUGCAUGGCUGGGCGUGACGGCUUGGUGGAUACAGCCAUCAAAACAUCGCGUAGUGGGUACUUGCAGCGGUGCCUUGUCAAGAAUCUUGAGUGUCUGAAAGUCUCAUAUGAUUAUACAGUACGAGAUGCUGAUGGAUCUGUUGUCCAAUUCAUUUACGGGGAAGAUGGGGUUGAUGUUCUUAAGUCAAGUUAUAUUUCUGAGUUUAAAAUGCUUUCUGACAAUCAAAAAGUCGUUUUGCAAAAGUUUAAUGACCAAAUGGUGGAUGCCACUUUAGAAAAAUCAAAUAUUUUUAUAAACAAAUUGCCAAGUUCUCUGAAAGAGGGUGCAAUUGAUUUUAUUUCUAAGAAUCAAAAGAGGUCUCCUCAUCAAAUUAAGAAAAAGACCUUUAUGAAGUUAAUGAAGCAAAAGUACCUCACAAGUCUUGCCGAUCCGGGUGAGUCUGUUGGUGUCAUUGCCGCACAGUCUGUUGGAGAACCAUCAACACAAAUGACGCUCAAUACAUUUCAUUUGGCUGGCAAGGGAGACAUGAAUGUUACACUUGGAAUACCCCGUUUACAAGAAAUCUUGAUGACUGCUUCAAAGGAUAUCCGAACUCCUCUCAUGAACUGUCCCCUACAUGCUUGGAAGACGAAAGAUGACGCUGAACGUCUUUCUGCCAAGUUAAGGAGAGUCUAUGUGGCUGAUGUUGUGGAGAAGAUGGAAGUCUGCACUGUUCCAUUUUCCAUUUAUGGGAAUGAGAUCGCAACUAUUUAUAAGCUGAAAAUGACUCUUUAUCCAAGCAAACUCUAUCCGGCCUUUUAUGAGCUAACAUUAGAAGAUUGCAUGGAGGUUAUUAGGACAACAUUUGUUGAUGCCAUGGAAGAAGCCAUUACAAAACACUUGGAUAUGAUACACAGGAUCAGCGACAUCAAUGUUGCUUCCGGCAAGGAAGAAAAUGAUUUCGAGGAAGGGUUUGAGGAGGAUGAAUCUAGAAACGUAGCAACGACCGCAGAGGCAAACAAUGAUGGUGGCAAUGGCCGUGAUGACGAUGACGACGAUGAUAGUGAUGAUGAUGAUGGAACUGGUGCUAAAAAGUCAAAACAAGCACGUGAUGAAGUGGAGUAUGAGGAUGGUAUCGAGAAUGAGAAAUUUGCCACAACAACAGGUGAGCAUGAUGACGAGAUCCGAUCAGGGUUUGAGAGUGGAGUUGAUCAGAUUGAAGAAGAUGAAGAUUAUGUUAUGGGAGGUGAAAACCCUCCUGAUUCGGACACAGACACUGAAGCUCCUGAAACUCCGACUAAAGGACAUUCUACACCCAUGCCAGUUGAUAGCAAGAAAUCAAAAUUCACAAACAAAGGAGAGGAAAGCCUAUCUAAAGCCGAGUCUACUACUGUGUCAAAAGAUAAAAAAAAGAAAUCAAAAGGGAAGAGUGAAAAAUUAGAGGUGAAAAAGAAACUUAAUAAGCCCAAAAGAAGCAGCAAGAAAAUCAAAAGAGCAAUUUCUUGCAAAUUUGAGGGAUUGAACUUUGAGGUUCAGUUUGUCUUCAGAAAGGAACCCCGUAUUCUGUUGGCUGAGAUUGCGCAAAAGACAUCAAAGUGUGUGUACGUCAAGCAAUGCAAGAACAUCGACAAGUGUACAGUGAAAGAAAAUAAAAACAAUACCGAUCCAUUCACACUGCAGAUCGCGGGAGUGGACUUUGCUACACUUUGGAAUUUGUAUGAGCAUCUGGAUGUCAAUCAAAUUUAUACGAACGAUGUACAUGCAAUGCUUAACACAUAUGGUGUAGAAGCAGCCAGAGCAACCAUCAUCAAGGAGGUCACUAAUGUGUUUGGGUUAUAUGGUAUAAAUGUAAACAUCCGGCAUCUGAGCCUAAUUGCUGAUUUCAUGACCUUUCACGGUGGAUACCGACCUAUGAACAGACUUGGUAUGGGUGGGUUCAACACUUCGCCCUUUGGUAGGAUGACAUUUGAGACCGCCACCAAGUUCAUCGUCGAGUCAGCCUUGCACGGGGAAGUGGACACAUUAGAAUCUCCAUCAGCCAGUGUAUGCCUUGGCCAGCCCGUCAAAUAUGGAACUGGUUGUUUCGACUUGAUGCAGAAUUUGCCUAUGUGAGGACCUCCCCACUGCUAUUUGUCAUUGAUUGGCUGUCCUAUUGUAUGUUUAGGUCGGUCACUAUCAUAAUCAUAUCGAAAGGCACAUGCUUAAUUCUGUAUGAUUGUUCUUUUUGAUAGAAAUAUCUGAGCGUUUCUUAUUGUACUGAGGCUUGUUGUUGAUAUGGGUAUGUGAUUUCUCACAAGUUAUAAUAUUUCAAGACAGUAAUAGAGGUUCAGUAGAAA
This is a messenger RNA of Zingiber officinale, 5434 nucleotides long. Its product is annotated as DNA-directed RNA polymerase I subunit 1-like. The record is from RefSeq and is a predicted model, not a curated record. The coding region runs from base 186 to 5210 and encodes 1674 amino acids. The transcript is spliced from 21 exons. Gene Ontology annotation, cellular component: RNA polymerase I complex. Gene Ontology annotation, molecular function: DNA-directed RNA polymerase activity; DNA binding. Gene Ontology annotation, biological process: DNA-templated transcription. NCBI's taxonomy places the organism in Eukaryota, Viridiplantae, Streptophyta, Magnoliopsida, Zingiberales, Zingiberaceae.